Solea solea (common sole) is the source of this 2916-nucleotide messenger RNA. Its product is annotated as lissencephaly-1 homolog A-like. The transcript is spliced from 11 exons. The coding region runs from base 441 to 1673 and encodes 410 amino acids. Lineage: Eukaryota; Metazoa; Chordata; Actinopteri; Pleuronectiformes; Soleidae. The record is from RefSeq and is a predicted model, not a curated record. Gene Ontology annotation, molecular function: protein binding.
CAACCGCUACCCAAUCGCGACCGUUAGAUGUGGCCGGGGCGAGUUCGGUGGUACCAAAGAGGAGAGAAAUCUGAGCGGCUGUACCGGGUGAUGUGAAAAGUCAUAAUAUCACAUUCAAACCUGGCGUUUCCGUCGCAUGCUUCGACCUGUCACGGGGAAAUGAGAACCACCAUUUAUCAGAGGGUGAUGGGCUCGUCUGAUCAGUGAGUGAGAUCUGGGCCAUUGUGACUACUUGUGGAGCCUUGUCGCGACAUCUGAUUGACAGCAGAACCUCCAGUUUACCUCCUUCUGUGUGGCACUGUUAUCGCCACCUCCGGAGUCCCUGAAGGAAGAACAUCACUGAGGGAUCCGAAGCCUCCCCACCACACACUUCCUUGCCAGACUCCCCCAGUACAUCGCCUCACCCUCACCUCCCCAAGAGGGAGAGAACAGCAGCCACCAUGGUGCUGUCACAGAGACAGAGAGAUGAACUAAAUCGGGCCAUAGCAGACUAUCUCCGUUCCAAUGGAUAUGAGGAGGCCUAUUCUACCUUCAAGAAAGAAGCAGAGAUAGACAUGAAUGAAGAGGUAGAUAAAAAGUAUGCAGGGCUUUUGGAAAAGAAAUGGACCUCAGUCAUCAGAUUACAGAAAAAGGUGAUGGAGUUGGAGUCCAAGUUAAAUGAAGCAAAGGAGGAGAUGACACAUGGUGGAACUGUGGGUCAGAAGAGAGACCCCAAAGAGUGGAUACCCCGUCCCCCAGAGAGAUACGCCCUGAGCGGGCACCGCGCUCCAGUCACACGUGUCAUAUUCCACCCAGUCUUCUCUGUCAUGGUCACUGCCUCAGAGGAUGCAACCAUCAAGGUGUGGGACUAUGAGGCAGGUGACUUUGAGCGAACUCUGAAGGGUCACACAGACUCAGUGCAGGACAUCUCCUUUGACCAGACAGGGAAGCUGUUGGCUUCAUGUUCAGCUGACAUGAGCAUCAAACUCUGGGACUUCCAGGGUUUUGAGUGUAUCCGAACAAUGCAUGGCCACGAUCAUAACGUGUCGUCCGUAGCCAUCAUGCCAAAUGGUGACCACAUAGUGUCUGCCUCCAGGGACAAGACCAUCAAGAUGUGGGAGGUGGCCACUGGGUACUGUGUGAAGACCUUUGCAGGCCACAGGGAGUGGGUGAGGAUGGUGCGCCCCAAUCAGGAUGGCUCAUUGAUCGCUAGCUGCUCCAACGACCAGACAGUGCGUGUCUGGGUGGUCGCUUCAAAAGAGUGCAAAGCUGAGUUGCGGGAGCAUGAACAUGUGGUAGAGUGUAUCUCCUGGGCUCCUGACACUGCUCACCCCACCAUCCUGGAGGCCACAGGCUCAGAGAACAAGAAGAGUGGAAAGCCUGGUCCCUUCCUUCUUUCUGGAUCCAGAGAUAAAACCAUUAAAAUGUGGGAUGUCAGCAUUGGUAUCUGCCUUAUGACUCUGGUGGGACAUGACAACUGGGUUCGUGGUUUGUUGUUUCACCCUGGAGGAAGAUUCAUAGUGAGCUGUGCUGAUGACAAAACCAUUAGGAUCUGGGACUACAAGAACAAACGUUGCAUGAAGACCCUGUUUGCCCAUGAACACUUUGUUACCUCUCUGGAUUUCCACAAGACUGCCCCCUACGUGGUGACGGGCAGCGUUGAUCAGACAGUCAAAGUGUGGGAGUGUCGCUGAGACCACCUCCAUCUUCUACGCUUCCUUCUCCUCGAGCUUACCUUAACCCUCCUCCCCUCUGUCCUGACACCCAGCCUCUCACCUCUCGCACUACAGUACGAACCGUAGUUGACCAUGGCGCUUUAUCUUCUCCCCACGCCCCACCCCACCCCUCCUCGUUCCUUAGCUCCUCCCCUACAUCAGUUCCAGUCCUAUUAAGAUGACUAUUGUCCUUUUAUGUAAAUUAUUCUGGAUGUAGGGUACGCUUAAUAAAUGUCACGCAAUCUCUGACACAUAAACACACUCAGAAGAUAAGAAGUAUUCCUUGCAUGGUGAAACAAAAAAAAUUGUAUACUGUUAAAUUUGCCGAAUUUGCAUACCGUUGUCAUGACUUCCUGUCGGGUAUAAGGGUAAAUAUCCUUGUGUGCUGGCUCAGGAGUCUUUCGGGUUAACUGACAGUGCACGAAAACCAAUGGCGCCCCACAUUGAAGGGGUUUAGGUUUAUUUUUCCUUUUGAGUUUAGUAUUGUUUUACUCCAUGCCUCCAUUGUUGUGGUCUGUCACUGCACAGAUGCUGAUAGAGAAGAUGUGUAAUAAGUGAACGAAUGAGUGGAAGCUGUCCAGGAGGAGAAGAUGACAUGUUGAAGGAAAAAAUGAAGCGCGCAGCUUCAUAGUUGAAUCACAUGAGGUUCUGUGGGUGAGUGUAUGUGUACAUGUGUGUAUACAUGGUGUGUGUGUGCGUGCGCGUAUUUGUAUAUUACGACAGGAGAAUCUCUCCACUGUCUGCUUUGAUUGUCAGAGGAAAGACAGAGAGGAGGUAAAGCUUCUCACCCACUGUGUUCAUUCAUUCAUUCAUUCUACUUCAUCUCUUUUAACAAACUUGCUUUCUAGACACUCACAGGACCUUAACAAUCCCUAAGCUGCUGAGAGCACAGACACACACACACACACACACACCCCCCAUUCGCAAACGUGUGUUUUACAAAGGAAAAUGUCUGCUCACCUUUUAUGAGAUUUGUGUGUGAGUGUGUACUUCGCCGAGAAGAAUCACCCGGUGCCCUCUUGUUCGCUAUCUCUGCCUUGUUAACCCACUGAGGGCGUCCUCAUGGGAUUUUCAUUCAGCUUUCUGUGGUGUCACUGCUCUCUUUACACACACACAAACACAUACACUCACAAACGCACACACACGCACAGUAAAAGUUGUGUAUCAAUAUAUCUGGAUGUCAUUGUUUGCAACAUAAUGAAAUAAAAUUCUGUAAAUAUAA